AUGGUCAAAUAUUCUCCCUCUCUCCCCCACUCUCUCUCCCCUCUAUCUUUCCUCCCUCUUUCUCUCCCCUCUUUCUCUCCGUCUCUCUCUCUCCAUCUCUCUCCCCUCUCUCUCCCACUCCACUCUCUUUCUCCCCAUCUUUCUCCCCUUUUCUCCCCUUCUUUCUCCACCUCUUUCUCUCCACCUCUUUUCUCCCCUCUCUCUCUUUCCCUCUCUAUUCCACCUCUCAGCCCGCCUUCCUCUCUAUCUCCUCUCUCCUUCUCUCGCCUUCGUUCCACCUCAGAUGAAAUCUCUUUCUCCUUUCAAAUAUGCCAUUCUUCUUAUUAUUUUUCUUCUUUUUUCUUUUUCUUCUUCUUCUUUUCUUCUUUUUUCUUCUUUUUCUUCUUCUUAUUCUUUUUCUUCUUUUUUCUUUUCUUCUUGUUCCUCUUCUUCUUCUUUUUCUUUUCCUUCUUCUUCCUUUUCUUUUUCUUCUUUUUCUUUUUUCUUCUUUUUGUCUUCUUCUUCCUUUUCUUCUUCUUUUCUUUUUUCUUCUUCUUCCUCUUCUUCUUUUUCUUUUCUUCUUUUCCUUCUUGUUCUUUUUCUUCUUUUUCUUUUUUCUACUUUUUGUCUUCUUCUUUUUCCCUUUCUUCUUCUUUUUUCUUCUUCUUCCUCUUCUUCUUCUUCUUCUUCUUUUUUCUUCUUCUUCCUCUUCUUCUUCUUUUUCUUUUCUUCUUUUUCUUCUUCUUCUUCUUUACCUCUUUUUCUUCUUCUUCUUCUCCUUCUUCUUCUUCUUAUUAUUAUUCCUGUUUUAAACACGAUCUUGAGUUUCUUCUUUGUCUUCCUCGCCCCCGUUUUUAUUUCCUUCGUCUAAUCCGUACUCUCCUCAUAUCUAUCUAUCUAUGCCAGUCUUUUAGUAUCUAUCUAUCUAUCUAUGUCAGUCUUUUAGUAUCUAUCUAUCUAUCUCUGUCUUUUAAUAUCUAUCUAUCUCAGUGUUUUAAUAUCUAUGUCAGUUUAUUAAUAUCUAUCUAUCUACCUAUCUAUCAAUCUAUCUCUUGUUUUAAUAUCUAUGUCAGUCUAUUAAUAUCUAUCUAUCUAUCUAUCUAUCUAUCUAUCUAUCUAUCUCAGUCUUUUAAUACGUAUCUAUCUAUCUAUCUAUCUAUCUAUCUCAGUCUUUUAAUACGUAUCUAUCUAUCUAUCUAUCUAUCUAUCUAUCUAUCUCAGUCUUUUAAUACGUAUCUAUCUAUCUAUCUAUCUAUUAAUCGAUCUCUCUAUCUCUGUGUUUUAAUAUCUAUGUCAUUGUAUUAA
Acanthosepion pharaonis is the source of this 1284-nucleotide messenger RNA. NCBI's taxonomy places the organism in Eukaryota, Metazoa, Mollusca, Cephalopoda, Sepiida, Sepiidae. The record is from the annotation of a GenBank genome assembly.